Daphnia magna is the source of this 1303-nucleotide messenger RNA. Its product is annotated as mitochondrial folate transporter/carrier. Gene Ontology annotation, molecular function: folic acid transmembrane transporter activity; FAD transmembrane transporter activity. The transcript has 6 exons. Bases 1 to 1074 code for a protein of 357 amino acids. Gene Ontology annotation, biological process: folate import into mitochondrion; nucleotide transport. The record is from RefSeq and is a predicted model, not a curated record. NCBI's taxonomy places the organism in Eukaryota, Metazoa, Arthropoda, Branchiopoda, Diplostraca, Daphniidae. Gene Ontology annotation, cellular component: mitochondrion.
AUGACCAGCUCAUCUAGCAUCAACAUCGAAAAUGAACCAAAACAUCUCACCUCAUCUUGUGUUUGUUGUCCCAUGACGGCCUUAUUCCGUCGCUAUCAGCAGAUCAAAUACGAACACCUCGUAGCCGGAAUUGCAGGCGGAGUAGUUUCCACUACCAUCCUGCAUCCCCUAGACACGAUAAGAACCAGAUUAGCAGUAAGUGGCAGUCGUUUGAUCUGUGCUGGUGUUCAGCGUCCUCAUUACGGCGGCCUCGUCGACGUCCUGACGAGCAUCACGAGAACCGAUGGCGUUCACGGUUUGUACAGAGGCGUAACACUGGGCAUCCUGACGGCCGGAUGCACUUGGGGCUCCUACUUUUUCUUUUACGACGCACUCAAAGCAGAGCUGCAGCGUGACGACCCUAGCAAACCAUUGGGUCCAGCACGGCAUGUGAUGGCAGCCGCUGAAGCUGGAAUAGUCACACUCGUCUUAACUAAUCCCAUCUGGGUAAUCAAGACUCGGCUGUGUCUUCAAUUCGGUGUCAAUUCUCAAUGCGUCUCGGAGCAAAAACUUUACAAGGGAAUAAUGGAUGCACUGGUGAAAACUUACCGUUACGAAGGGAUUCGAGGUCUGUACAGGGGAUUUCUUCCUGGAGUGUUUGGUGUUUCGCACAGUGCCGUCCAGUUUAUGGUCUACGAGGAGAUGAAAAACGGUUACAACAAACACCGAAACAUGUCCAUCGACUCUAGAAUGCAGAGUACGAUGACGUAUUUAUCUUUUGCUGCCAUGUCCAAGUUGAUUGCAGUCACAGCCACGUAUCCCUACCAAUUGAUGCGUACCCGUAUGCAAGACCAGUAUCACGAACAUAACGGCGUAAUCGACAUGCUUACGCGGACAUGGAGACAUGAAGGAGUACGAGGAUUCUACAAGGGAAUGCUGCCCACGUUGCUGAGGGUUACACCAGCAACGGCCAUCACGUUUGUCGUCUACGAAAACGUGUCUCACAAUCUAGUUUCAGUGGCAUCGAGCAGCUCAAGCCAAACUAUUGACAACACCACUUUAACGAGUGCUCCUCUUACUCCAGCUGUUCUCUAGAAGUCUGCCAGCAGGCAAAUUCAAAACCCAAUAUUAAAUAGCCCAAAAUUUAAUAUGUUAUUGUUAUGUCUAUUUUGUAAUAAUCUUUCCUGAUAAUUAGAGAGAGGAAAGGAUUCUGAAAGAGUUCUUUCCAGAGUAUUGGCCAUUUCACGAAUUAAUGCGAAAACAAAAUACUAUUUUGUCAUCGAGUUAUAUUGAUACACAGAGAAAUAAUUACAAAACGACAAAA